CAGAGAAGAAGGAGAAGAAAAAGGAACCCAUUUCGAAACGGAGAAUCGCGAUCUUUUCUCGUGGUCCAUCAAAAUUAAUACUUCACUAUAAAUAAAAAAUAAAAAUUAUAAUGAUAGAAAAAACGUGGCGAAUCUAAGUGUUUGUGAGUUGCUGCAUAGGGAUCCAGGUGGGGGAAUUUCUACAUGCAGAAGCGUCACGCUCACAAGCAGAGAGAGAGAGAGAUGGGUGAGAGAGUGGUGUGCGAAAAGUAUGGAGCGGUGGUUGUAAUGGUGACGAGGAACGUGGCGACGGGUCUGGUGAACGUGCUGAUAAAGAAGGUGCUCGACCAUGGUAUUAACCACAUGGUCAUCGCUACUUAUAGACUCGCUUCCUCUGCUCUCUUCUUGGCCCCUCUUUCCCUUUUCCUUGAAUGGAAAGCGAGACCAAAGCUGACAUUUACCAUCUUGUGCCAACAUUUCUUCAGUGCUAUGAUUGGUGUAGGGUUGGUACAAUAUUUCUCAUUACUGGGACUUGCGUACACUUCAGCAACUGUAGCAUGUGCCUUCUUCAGUCUUUUGCCCGCAACUACAUUCGCCCUGGCUUUGAUUUUCCGGACAGAAAGUCUGAAUCUCAAGAGUAAAGCGGGAAUGGCCAAAGUUGUGGGGACUCUUAUAUGCAUAAGUGGAGCCCUUGUGUUGACAUUUUACAAAGGGUUUGCCAUAUCGAACCCUCGGCAUCAACCAGAAGCUCUUGACAGCAAUCAUGAUCCGAGGAAGAACAAGACCGAGAACUGGCUGUUGGGAUGUCUGUUCAAUUUGACGGUAGACUUGUUGUUAUCUCUUUGGAUGCUGUAUCAGACAAAGAUCAACGUGACGUUCCCAUGCAAAUACACGAGUACGGCUCUUUCGUCCCUUUUUGGCACUUCCCAGUGUGCCCUCUUGAGUUUGAUCAAAUCUAGAGAUGCCCGAACCUGGAUUUUGAGGGACAAGUUCGACAUAUCUGUCAUCGUCUUCACUGGAGUGGUGGGACAAGGAAUAGCGACAGUGGCGAUGACAUGGUCGAUCAAGAAGAGAGGCCCGAUUUUCACUUCUUCCUUCUUCCCCGUCUUGCUUGUUUCUGCCACUCUUUUCGAUUUCCUCAUUUUCCACCGACAAUUAUUUAUUUCCAGUGUAAUGGGAUCGGUGAUUAUUGUGAUUGGUCUCUACGUAUUCUUGUGGGGCAAAAACAGAGAUCUAAAAGAGGUCUCGAGCGAGUCCACCGAGUUGCCGACUCAGUCGGAGGUACGUUUGGCGUCAGUGACAAAGUGACAAGUGACAACCAUUGCCUGACAAAACAGAUGGGGAAUAUUACUCAAAUAACCCACUUGGGUCGCAGCAAUUUCAGUGUACACCACCGAAAAAAAAAAAAAUAAUUUGCG
Molecule: messenger RNA, 1397 nt
Organism: Tarenaya hassleriana
Lineage: Eukaryota; Viridiplantae; Streptophyta; Magnoliopsida; Brassicales; Cleomaceae
Product: WAT1-related protein At1g01070-like
Exons: 7
Coding region: 184-1287 (367 amino acids)
Cellular component (GO): plasma membrane
Molecular function (GO): transmembrane transporter activity
Source: RefSeq, a predicted model, not a curated record